AGCAAAGCGAGCAUCACCGAAUAAUGUUAUGUGCGCGCUUGAAGCUGAGGCGAAGCGAAAAUCUCGCAAAUCGCGACGGCCCCAGUAAUUUCAGCCUAUAAAAUACCAUGGAUGCCAUGGCUUUGCGUCAUACACCACAAAAAAUCCCAUAAUGUUCACUUCCCGCUUCGUCGUCCUUGCCCUGCUCACCUUCCUCGCUGGCGCCAACGCGGGAUGCGCAACGUGUGAAGAAACUUUGGAAGUUGACGGUGUAGCGGCCUACAAGCUAGUCAGCAGCUCCGUGGAUUCCAAGAACGGGUUCACAGUUUGCAACUACGCGGAUAAGAAGGGUGGCAAGGUGGCCUGCGAGUAUCAUACGGACAGUGGCCUUUACGAGGGUGGGGAUGACUUGUGUCCGCGUUUGUCAAGAAUGGAUACAUAUGGGUGUUGAGAAGGAUGGCUCAACGGGAGGAAUAAUGUUGGUCUGCAACAGCUGAGCACAUAUAGUAGAUUUCAUCCGUUACGAGAAUUCCCUUCAUUAAUGUCUUGCCUUGACCAACCUGCGAUAUUCAACCUUAGUGAGC
Messenger RNA from Suillus clintonianus, 563 nucleotides. RefSeq lists its product as uncharacterized. NCBI's taxonomy places the organism in Eukaryota, Fungi, Basidiomycota, Agaricomycetes, Boletales, Suillaceae. The transcript is spliced from 3 exons. The record is from RefSeq and is a predicted model, not a curated record. The coding region runs from base 152 to 430 and encodes 92 amino acids.